Messenger RNA from Saprolegnia parasitica CBS 223.65, 3190 nucleotides. RefSeq lists its product as hypothetical. NCBI's taxonomy places the organism in Eukaryota, Oomycota, Saprolegniomycetes, Saprolegniales, Saprolegniaceae. Gene Ontology annotation, biological process: regulation of Rab protein signal transduction. The transcript has 8 exons. The annotation marks the transcript as partial. Gene Ontology annotation, cellular component: cytoplasmic vesicle. The record is from RefSeq and is a predicted model, not a curated record.
AUGGAGAAGACGGGUCUGCGCAUCUCGACGUCGACGAGCCUGCCGGUCGUCGAGGCCGAGACUCCGCGCGUGCUCACGUCGCCGACGCUGCCCAAGCAGUCGGCCCUCGUCACCACGUCUAGCGCCCAUGGCCGCCUCACGAUCCGCGUACUUGAAGGCUCCGACUUUGGCCUGCCGUCGUUCGAGGCGCCCUCCGAGCCGGCGGCCAACACGACGGGCAUCAUGAAGUCGAUCCGCCGGGCGUCGCUGGGCAUGAAGCGGCCGGUCGAGGCCCGCGUCGCGUCGACAGCCUGCGUGUGCAUCGUGCUACAGAUCGGCGUGGACCCUGUCCUCGAGUUUACGACAAGCAGCCUCCUGUCGGCGCAAGACACGUGGCAUGAAGACUUUGCCGUCGAGUCGGCGUCGUCCGACGACGUGCUUAUGCUCUACGGCGUCAACCGACUCAAGAGCGCGCCACACAAGUCGAUCGCGGUCGAUGUAUGGGACGACCAUCCCGCGUGCUUUGGCAAAGUGUGCAUCCCGCUCUCCCGCCUUCCGGAGCACGAAGAGAUCGAGCAGUGGUACUCGUUCUCUGGGUCACGGGCCGCGGUCCGCGUCGCGCUCAAGUUUUCGCCGGCGCUCUCGUCGCUGCCAGCGAUGCACUCGCCCGCCAACGACCGUCAACGCGCCAAGAGCAGUGCUGCCGAGCCAGAAGAGAGCCCGCCUAUUAUCGAGUCGCCCCAGCCGACCCAAGAGCACGUGCUGCCCACGGGCAUCGUCGACUACGUGCUGUUUGUCGGGCCGGAUGCCAACGACGAACACGUCGUGCUCUCGCGGUACCCGAAAGACGACCGCAAGGACUUUCCGCUGCCGACGAAGAUCGAGUGGUUUUGCUUCCCCGGCGGCUACGAGGUGGUUGACGGUCUCUCGCGCUGCUACGGCGUGUGCGUCAUCGUGCACCACAUCAAGAUGGGCGUGCCAACGACGUCAAGCGGUGCGCGGCAGUGGGAGCCGACGUGCAUUUGCUUUUUGAGCCGCCUUCCGCUCCUUCCGUCGCUGCAAACGUCGCUCCUCCAGCUCGUGAGUGUCUACUUAAACCCGGACCCGACGAUCGCUCGCCUCGGCGGCCACGUGGUGGACCAGCUCACACGGCGCCUUCCGUUGCCUGUCGCCGAGCUCUUGGACGUGGCCGUUGCGAUCGUGCCGGGGGCACCCGUGGCGUUCUCGCUCCGACACACCGACAUGCACGGCCUCAAGUACGCGCUGCCUCCCGCGCUCUACUCGCUCGAGACGUUCUUUCGCGCGUUUUCUCUCCACACAGCGAUCCGGCUCGUCGUCCUCGCGCUCUGCGAGUACCGUAUCGUUGUGCAUUCGAGUCAUUUGUCGCUCCUCUGCCCCAUCACCGAAAGCCUCAAAGCGCUCUUGUACCCGUUUCGGUGGCAACAUCCGUACGUCCCGAUGCUGCCGCGCAUCCUCUCCGAGUACCUCCAGGCGCCGCUGCCCUAUAUUCUCGGCGUCCAGACGUCGUGGCUUCCGGGGCUCUUCGAGUCGGGGCGGCCCGACAACCUCGUACUCGUCGACGUCGACCGCGGCACACUCACCAUCAGCCACGAAGCGAGUUUGCCGCCGCUGCCAGCGACGCUCACAAAGGCCUUGUACCGCCGCCUCAAGCCCAUGAUGGCGGCGCCGCUGUGGAAUGCGAGCCUCGAGCACCGUGUGCGCCUCAGCUUUGCGUGCUACCUUACCUCGAUGAUCCAAGGGUCUCUUGUGCUACAUUGCGUUGUGGUGAUUGCUGAGGAUACGUAUGCGCGUAGCCGGCUCCACGCGUUCCACGCUAUUUAUUUGACGCUGAGCCAAACGGACGAAAUCACGUGGCUCGACGAACCCGCGUCGACACCGACGCCGGUGCACGAGACACCGCUGCUCCACGUGUCGCUGUAUCCGGCGCGCGACAACGAGACGUGGACAACACGCGACGUCACCAGCAGCAUCCAAGCCUCCGACUUGAGCAUUCUCGAGCAGCUCAAGCUCAAGCCCGCGCUGGGCACGCCACGGAGCAGUUCGGGCGUCUGGACGUACGAAAAGAUUGCCGACACGCUCGACAUCGACCGGUCGCUUUUUGAGGCCAACUGGGAAAAGAUCAUGGACCCGUUCUCGCAUUGUGCGCCACCGUCGCACGCACCGACGCCGACGCGCGAGCUCUCGUCCGAAGAGGAGCAGGUCCAGGAGAGUAUCCACAAGUGCCUCGUGUCCGUCUUCUCGUCCGAAUUGCUCUCGGACGACGAGUGCCGGACGUGCCAGCGGUCGUUCAAAGCGCCGUACGCGCGUGAGCUCUUUGUACUUAUUUUGAUGCAGCCGCACCACCGGUCCGAGCAAGCGUCCGGUGUGUACAACCCGCGCGGGUCGGGUAGCUGCCUCGGCGACGCAGGGUUCAAGCUCCUCGUGACGCUGGCCACCCAAGUCCUCCAAGAUUGCGAGAUCCACGAAGAUUACACCAACGCCAGGGGUCUCCUUCAAGUCUCGGCGCAGUUUUAUCGGCUCGUCGACGAUGGUGUGAGGUCGACACCCCGCGCACCAGGCUUUGGCGCACCGCGCGAGUACCUCCAAAAAUCCCUCAAAACGCAACCGAUUUGUCGGUCCUUGGACAUGUGGCACCACGCCUUGAGUCGCGACAUUGAGGCCGCGCUCAAGUCGGAGACCAUCGAGCCCCACAACGACGCACCAAACGACAUUUCGGACGACAUGUUCUUCUCGCAAAUGGGAUCGCUUGUUUACGACAUGCUCAACUUGGACAAUGCGCUCGGAAAAGUGCAGCUCUUCGUCGCGGGCAUGUGCUCGACGUACAACCGCGGCAAAGAAGUGCAAGACACGUUGUCGCAGCUGGUCGAGAACCUCCACCGCGCGAUCGUGCUCUCGAGUGACAACGUCGUGUCAUCGACGGCCCAUGCGUCGUGGGCACUCGCGCCGUCCUCGACGGACGCCAACUACGAGCUCGACAGCGUCAUUCGUCGGCGUAUUUCCACCACAACGCUCGCGUCGUCGUCCAAGUCGUCGCAGCCGCUCGAGUCGAACGACGAGAACGAGAAUGACCCGAACGCGAUUUUGCUCCAGACGCAGAGUCCUGUGCUCUGCCUCAGUGUGCACCGGGAUCGCAUCGCGGCCGGCUGCUUGGAUGCAACGAUCGCCGUGCACUCGGCCGCCACGACGACGC